GACCAAUGUGAAAAUGCCACCGUGUGAAUGCCGCCUGCAGUCGUGUUGUUACAUUUCACAUUAUAUUACAGGUUUAUCCUUUGCGCGAGUGUCAUACGUCUACCCAUCCCACUGGCGUGAUCCUGUCCUUGUGAUCCUUUAAAAAUGCAUUGUUCCCCCCACUUGCCAGAGUAGGAGGACUUCACAAACCCCUGUUCAAUAGGUGGUGGCGAUUCAAACAUUGCUCAUGAUCUGUCGACAAAGAAGAAGUAACUAGACGACUAUUACUAUUUUCCAGAGAACGUGGAACGUGGAGGGGAUUGAAUUGUGUAGGCUAGUAUUGUCACAGAUUCUUCCAGGAAGGGCGUGUGGAGAAAAUGUCCAAGACCAAACGAUCAAAGUCCUCGAGACGAUGCAUCUACAAAAAGGAAUGGGAAGCCGAAAAGCCAUGGGUCAGAGCGGGCAAAGACGAAAAGAGAGCUUUUUGCACAAUAUGCUGCCGAGAAAUAACGGUUAACCAUGGUGGCUGGAAUGAUAUAACUCGACACGAAGCGACAGGUAGACAUCAAAAGGCUGCAAAGGCAACACAAGGCGCUGCUGCGGAGCUGACAUCGUCCUUGCGGAUGUGGGUCCCACCUUUGAGACUAUUGUCAGCGUCCAUUUGGCAAGUGGUCCAGCAGCGGCAAGUCGAGUCCUACCACAGGGUGGAGGAGUUUGUUUCUGUUGUUUUGGAGUUGGUCCCUGACCUACUGAGCACUGAGGAAAAGACUGAACUGCUUCUUGGACUGAGAACGAAGUUUUUGUUAGAAUUAUGCCAUGAUCAGCCAUCAAUGACCAGACAGAUGAUACAGCCACACCUGGAAAGAGUCUCAAGGAUUGCUGAAAGCUCUUUCAGUGAUGGGGAGAUGGACCAGACCGUUGAUGAUGCUGUGAGGAACUUUGUGGAUCUCAUCCAGGCCCUUGUGAAGAGCCCUGAGUAUAGAAGACAUUACUUCCAAGACACCUACCCAUUGCAUUAUGGCCAGAGAUUUGACACAGCUCUGCAGUCUCUGGUGGAAGAGUUCCUGUCCAGAUUGGAAAUGUUGCUACCAGUGCCAAGCUUCUAUCAGGUAGCCGAUUGGUUUGAUGAAAGCCCUUGGAUCUUGGAGGAUUGUCUACAGAUGGUUCAUGACCCAAAACAUUUUCAGAAGUUCUUCCUUCUGUGCAAAGAUUUAACACAUCUGAAGUCAGACUCUUCAUCACCUCCAAUCGUGACCAACACUAUUCUCUCCACAUUAUCUGAUUCACCUAAUGUGCAAGGAGUCCUUAUUGCCUCUGGAAAAUCAGAUAAUUCUUUAGCAACACCUCAUGAAUCCCCAAGUCAGAACGAGUCAAACCAACCUGGAGACUCAAACGAUGAGGACUGGAGUGGAGAUGUGGAUGAAGGAGACCCACAGAGAGACUCGGAUGAAGGACAGAAUGACGCCAGUCAACACAACCAACAGAGUGACCCAGAACAGUGUAGCCAAACAUCAUUUAGUGAAACAGAACUGAAUGCGACAAAUGGACUAAACGGUGCUGUUGACCAGAUUGUAAAUUGCGAGAACAAGGGGAAGGACCCACCAUCCACAAGAGAAGAGAAUGUGUUAUCCCCCACAGUUCAAAGCAGCUUGCACAAGGUGGCUGUCUACCCAGCAAAAACACAUUAUGGUGCAUUCAGGUGCACCAAAUGUGGCAAAGUCUAUUUGAGUAAAGGUUGGCUGAACAGACACAAGAAAAUCCACAAACAAAUGAGUUCUGAUUUUGAGAAGGCUGUAAAGAACAAGACUAAGGAGAAGGACCCGCCGUCCACAGGAGAGGAGAAUGCAUUAUCCACCUCUGUACAAACCAACGUAGACAAGGAGACUGUUAACCCUGAGAGGACAGAGGAUGGGGCAUUACGUUGCACUGAAUGUGGCAAAGUCUAUUUGUUUGAAAAUAGUUUUGAGCGACACAAGAAAUCCCAUGCAGUAGAGAAGAAUGUAUCGCGACAGAGUGGAACUGCCACCACAGCACACAACCAGCCAGACAGACAAACAGCACGAGACAAAACACCACGAUUGUAUGCAUGCUCCAAAUGUGACAAAAUCUACCAAAAGAAAAUAAGCCUUGCAGAACAUGAGAGAAUUCACACUGGAGAGAGACCUUAUGAGUGCUCUUACUGUGGCAGGACCUUUAGAUUGAAAUGUAUAUUAACAGAACACAUACGAACCCACACAGGGCAACGACCCUAUGAGUGCUCAAUAUGUGGAAAGCGGUUUAAACAGUCAACAAGUCUUGUUGCUCACAAGCGAAUACACACUGGUGAGAAACCUUACUUAUGCUCUUUCUGUGGUAAAGGUUUUCCCUCCUCAGGAGCAUGUUUAAUUCACACACGGACUCAUACUGGAGAACGUCCGUACAAAUGUGAGUUUUGUGAGAAAGCUUUUACAAUGUCGUGUCAUUUGAAAAUACACAGGAGACUCCAUACAAACGAGAAACCUUACCCCUGCACUUUGUGUUCAAAACGGUUCCGCAUGCAAGUUCAAUGGAAGAGACAUAUGCGGACACACACGGGGGAGAAACCGUAUGAGUGCUUGGCGUGUGGAAAGAAGUUUUCAGUGCAAUACAAUAUGAAAGUUCAUUCACGUGUUCAUAAAUGAUAUCUGGGUCUACCACCCAGUAUAUUAAGGCAGUUGUUAUUAAGCAGUUUUGUACCUAGCAUUACAUCAUGUAUCGCAUUGCAUACAUAUACCUUUGUCAUGGCAUUGCUACCACAUUUGUCCAUUAUCUCUGGGAUGUGGUGUUAAGUGUUUGUAUGUGUGAAUGAACAUGGAAAGCAGACCUUUGACUGGUGUGCAUCAAUAAAAGUGUGUACCUAUUGUA
Molecule: messenger RNA, 2862 nt
Organism: Engraulis encrasicolus (European anchovy)
Lineage: Eukaryota; Metazoa; Chordata; Actinopteri; Clupeiformes; Engraulidae
Product: zinc finger protein ZFP2-like
Exons: 9
Coding region: 357-2639 (760 amino acids)
Biological process (GO): regulation of transcription by RNA polymerase II
Cellular component (GO): nucleus
Molecular function (GO): DNA-binding transcription factor activity, RNA polymerase II-specific
Source: RefSeq, a predicted model, not a curated record